Neogale vison (American mink) is the source of this 1759-nucleotide messenger RNA. RefSeq names its product lipase maturation factor 1 (gene LMF1). Bases 1 to 1713 code for a protein of 570 amino acids. Gene Ontology annotation, biological process: protein maturation. The transcript is spliced from 11 exons. NCBI's taxonomy places the organism in Eukaryota, Metazoa, Chordata, Mammalia, Carnivora, Mustelidae. Gene Ontology annotation, cellular component: endoplasmic reticulum membrane. The record is from RefSeq and is a predicted model, not a curated record.
AUGCGUACUGGCGGCCCAGCGAUGGCGGCCCCCGAGGAGUCCCUGAGGAGGCGGAAGGCCGAGAAUGCGGGCGCCGAGCCUGGGUCUCCGCCGGGACGGGGGCCGGGGCACGAGCCCACGGGCUGUAAUGCCCGUCUCCGAGCGGGCACUUUCUGGCUGACCAGGAUCGUGCUCCUGAGGGCCCUCGCUUUCGUUUACUUCGUGGCGUUCCUGGUGGCUUUCCACCAGAACAAGCAGCUGAUCGGAGACCGGGGCCUGCUGCCAUGCCGCACGUACCUGAAGAGCGUACAGCAGUAUUUCCGGGGCCCGGUCGGCUGGGAUGCCGUGAGCUACGCGCCCACCCUGCUCUGGCUGCUGGACUGGUCACACAUGGACUCCAACCUGGACGCCCUGGCACUGCUCGGACUGGGUGUCUCGUCUUUCGUCCUGCUCACCGGCUGUGCCAACAUGGCGCUCAUGGCCACUCUCUGGGUUCUCUACAUGUCCCUGGUCAACGUGGGACAGAUCUGGUAUUCAUUUGGAUGGGAGUCCCAGCUUCUGGAAACAGGAUUCCUGGGGAUCUUCCUGUGCCCUCUCUGGAGUCUGUCUCGACUGCCUACGGGGACCCCCCCAUCCCAGAUUGUGCUGUGGGGCUUUCGGUGGCUGAUUUUCAGAAUCAUGCUUGGAGCAGGCCUGAUCAAGAUCCGGGGGGACCAGUGCUGGCGGGACCUCACCUGCAUGGACUUCCACUAUGAGACACAGCCAGUGCCCAACCCUGUGGCCUACUUCCUGCACCAGUCCCCAUGGUGGGUCCACCGCUUCGAGACCCUCAGCAACCACUUCCUCGAGCUCGUGGUGCCUUUCUUCCUCUUCCUCGGACGGCGGAUGUGCACCCUCCACGGGGCCUUACAGAUCCUGUUCCAGGCAGUCCUCAUUAUCAGCGGGAACCUGAGCUUCCUGAACUGGCUGACCAUGGUGCCCAGCGUGGCCUGCUUCGAUGACGCCACCUUGGCGUUCUUGUUUCCCUCUGGGCCCGGCGGCCUCAAGGACCGAGUCCUGAAGCUGCAGGAGGAGGCCGCCCGAGGGCUCCGGCCCCCCCCGAGAUACGGCUGCAUGGUGCGACGGGCGGUGCAUGUGGCCCUGGGCGUCCUAGUGGCCUGGCUCAGUGUCCCCGUGGUCGUCAACCUGCUGAGUCCCACACAGGUCAUGAACACGUCCUUCAACCCUCUCAGGAUCGUCAACACGUACGGCGCCUUCGGAAGCAUCACCAAGGAGCGCACAGAGGUCAUCCUGCAGGGCACGGCCAGCCUCAACGCCAGCACGCCGGAUGCCGUGUGGGAAGACUAUGAGUUCAAGUGCAAGCCCGGUGACCCAGGGCGGCGGCCGUGCCUCAUCUCCCCCUACCACUACCGCCUGGACUGGCUCAUGUGGUUCGCGGCCUUCCAGACCUACGAGCACCACGAGUGGAUCCUGCACCUGGCGGGCAAGCUCCUGGCCAACGACGCCACGGCACUGUCCCUACUGGCCCUCAACCCUUUCGAGAACAGGGCGCCCCCCAGGUGGGUCCGGGGAGAGCACUACAGGUACAAGUUCAGCCGCCCCGGAGGCCGGCACGCCGCCGCAGGCAAGUGGUGGGUCCGCAGGAGGCUCGGGCCCUACUUCCCCCCGGUCAGCCUCCCAGACCUGAAGGACUACUUCCAGUCGCGGGAGUGGCCGUACCCCGAACUGCCGUAGGAGCGGCCCCGGGCCUGCGCGCGGACCAAUAAAAGCAGGAGCCCAA